Drosophila obscura is the source of this 1524-nucleotide messenger RNA. RefSeq lists its product as uncharacterized. The transcript has 6 exons. The record is from RefSeq and is a predicted model, not a curated record. Lineage: Eukaryota; Metazoa; Arthropoda; Insecta; Diptera; Drosophilidae. The coding region runs from base 1 to 1524 and encodes 507 amino acids.
AUGGCCAGAUCCAUUGUGGAGGAGCUCUUUCCGCGCAUGUCGGAUCACAUAGAGGAGGUCCAUUGCCUGAUCCCACCGCUACAACAGGCCCACAUCGAGGAGGUGACUCUCGAAGAAAUCGCUAUUGCAGCCAGGAGCAUUGGCCCGAACAAGGCACCGGGGCCGGAUAUGUACUUCAUACUCGCCUUUCCCUGCGCCCGGAAAUCUUCGCAAGCCGCCAGGAUAGCGUCAUCGUUUAGGCCAAUCUGCUUGAUCGACUCAGCGGGCAAACUGCUCGAGAAAGUGGUAUGCUCGCGACUAGAACGAGCCAUCGCGGAGGCUGGCGACCUAUCACUGCAUCAAUACGGUUUUCGCAAGGCCAGAUCCACGACUGACGCCGUGGGUAGAGUGGUAGACAUUACAUCUAGGGCAAUCGCCCGCACUCUGGUGGAAAGGCGGCUGCAAGGAGUACUGCCUAAUGGCCACGCUGGACAUCAGGAACGCCGCAUGGUACGAAACUACUUUGAGGAAAGGCUGCUCUUGUACGACACUCAGGCCGGCACGGAACAAUACGAGGUAUCUGGAGGCGUUCCGCAGGGGUCGGUACUGGGUCCCUUACUGUGGAACGCAAUGUACGACGGCAUUCUGCGACUCAGCCUCCCCCACGGAGUGCAUGUGGUGGGCUUUGCGGACGACGUGGCUGUCCUGGUAGUGGCUAAAGACUUGGCCGCAGUAGAGACGACCUGCAACCUGACGAUUGCGCUCAUCCAACAGUGGCUGGAGCUGACACACGACUGUUUUCGAGAGCAUCUGGCCUACAUGAACUCGAAGGCGGCAUCCAGCAACAGAGCUCUGUCAAGGAUGAUGUUGAAUACCCCGAGGACCCAAGCAAUGGCGACGACAUCUACUAUCGAGUGUGACGAGAUCGUCUCGGACGAUGCUGCCCACGUGAUAGCGGGUAUAGCACCGUUUGAGUACCUAGCGGAGGAGCGGUCCACCUACCAUCUGGAUACGCAUGGCAGAGGCAUGGAAGCAGCGGACAAACGGCAGGUGCGCAAGGCUUGCAAGCUGCAGAGCCUCCGGAAGUGGCAACAACGCUGGGAUACGUCCCCUAAAGGUCGAUGGACUCACCAACUCAUCCCAUCCAUCGAAGCGUGGGUUGAUAGGAAGCAUGGCCAGGUCAAUUUCUAUUUGACACAGCUCCUAGCGGCCACGGCUGCUUUCGCAGCUACCUGCAUCGUUUCGGGCAUGAGGACUCAGCAGAGUGCAGCUCCUGUCGUCCCUGCCGCUCCAGUGGCCGAUGCCGCUCGUAUCGCGCAUGCCGCUUCCAUCGCCCAUGCCGCUCGUAUAGUCCAUGCGGUUCCAGUCGUCCAUGCCGCCCCAGUCAUCCAUGCCGCUCGAAUCGCCCAUGCCGCUUCCAUGGUCCGUGCCGCUCCAGUCAUCAAUGCCGCUCCAGUGGUCCAUGCCCCUCCUGACGAUGAUGAGCCAGUGGUGUCCCAUGAGCGUUGGGCUGUGCAGGUGGCCCGCGCCGAGGCCGAGGAAUAA